AUGUCUUCCAAUCAUACCGCUAAAACAGAGCAUAUCAUGACAGAUAAUGCGGCUCUUCGAGCAUACUACGAAUCUUGGGAUUCACGAAUCGUGUACCAAGUGAUCAUGGGCGGCACGCAGCAUUUUGGUUACUGGGAAAAGGAUACAUACUGGCCAUUUCCUCUGGGAUCCAGGCUCCGUCGCAUGGAACAAAAAUUAAUGGAGAUAUUAUCUCUUCCCAAGGGAUCUUAUAUUUUGGAUGCUGGCUGUGGGGUUGGCCACGUUGCACGAUACAUGGCCCAGCAUGGAAUGCGCAUCUUAGGCAUUGACAUAAUCGACUGGGCAAUAUCAGACGCCCGUAAUGCCGCGAAGCAGGCUGGUCUUUCAAAGGAGACGAUGUCAGUGGAGAAGAUGGACUACCAUUACCUUGAGCCCAUAUCGAGCGAAUCUUUUGACGGAGUAUACACUAUGCAAGCAUUUGGUCAUGCCGUUGAACCCAAAAAGGCAAUGAAUGGAUUCUUCCGCAUUCUAAGACCAGGUGGUAGGAUUGCAAUGGUCGAAGUUGAGCGAAAGACGGCAGCUGAGUAUGACGACCCUAACGACAGACUGACCCAAGAGUUGAAAAUGGUCAAUGACUACACAGUUAUGCCAACAAACGAGGCCGCGAGCGAAAAUUACUUCAAAAAUCUGCUAGAAGAAGCAGGCUUUGUCGAUGUUGAAGUACGCGAUUGGCAGCCAAAUAUCCUGCCUAUCCUACGGCUAUUCUAUGCUCUCGUUAUGAUUCCUUACUUUUUCUUCAGGUUGUUCGGGAACGAAAAGAGCUUUAUCAACAUGAUAUGUGCAAGAAGUGGAUACGCCGGUAGAUCAAGAUGGAGGUUUGUUGCAAUUAGUGCUACAAAACCGGGAGAGAGAAUAGAAAGCCCCAAAAACAAGUAA
Trichoderma virens Gv29-8 is the source of this 915-nucleotide messenger RNA. RefSeq lists its product as uncharacterized. The record is from RefSeq and is a predicted model, not a curated record. The transcript has 2 exons. Gene Ontology annotation, molecular function: sterol 24-C-methyltransferase activity. NCBI's taxonomy places the organism in Eukaryota, Fungi, Ascomycota, Sordariomycetes, Hypocreales, Hypocreaceae. The coding region runs from base 1 to 915 and encodes 304 amino acids. Gene Ontology annotation, biological process: ergosterol biosynthetic process. Gene Ontology annotation, cellular component: endoplasmic reticulum.